Molecule: messenger RNA, 1653 nt
Organism: Auxenochlorella protothecoides
Lineage: Eukaryota; Viridiplantae; Chlorophyta; Trebouxiophyceae; Chlorellales; Chlorellaceae
Product: Phosphate acetyltransferase
Exons: 6
Coding region: 1-1653 (550 amino acids)
Molecular function (GO): acetyltransferase activity
Source: RefSeq, a predicted model, not a curated record
AUGGACCUGAAUCGCGACAAUCCGGGCACCGCCUCCGAGAUCGCGAGCCGCGCGCUGCGCCACAGGCGCGAGCUGCAGGCCGACCGCGCCUCGGUCCUGGGCCUGCUGCUGAACAAGGUCCCCCUCGCCGCCCACGCCGACAUCGUGUCGGGCGUCGCUGCCGAGCUGGCGGACUCCGGCCUGACCUUUGCGGGCGGCAUCCCCUACGACCGCAUCAUCGGCACCGCAAGGGUGAACGAGUUUGCAAACGCACUGGGCGCCAAGCAGAUAUACGGCCGCCCCGAGCUCAUCGACUCUGGUGUGUGGGGAGGACGUGAGGACAAUCGUUUUGGGGGUAGAUCGGUGCACGGCUUCCUGGACAAGCUGGAGGCGAUCCGCGCGCAGCGCGAGGCGGAGGGCCAGACCUUCUUCCGACCCCUGGUGCUGACCACCAAGGACCGCCAGGACCUGGUGCUGGGCCUGGCGGCGGCCAGCCUGUCCGGCGCCUGCCCGCCCCUGGGCGGCCUGGUGCUGUGCGAUGGCGGGGCGUGCGCCAUCACCCCCCCGGUCCACGCCAUCAUGGCGCGGCUGGGCCCCGACACGCUGCCGGUGCUGGAGGUGCCGCACGGCGCGUUCGAGACCGCGCGGCGCAUGGCGCGCGUGAACCCGGGCAUCCUGCCCACCUCGGUGCGCAAGGUGCGCGAGGCUCGCGCUCUGUUCGGGCGGCACGUGGACGUCGACGCUGUGGCCUCGGGUAUGGCGGUGCACCGCGAGCCGCGCCUGACGCCCAAGCGCUUCCCGGGGGAGGUGGCCGCCGCGGCGGCGCGCUUCAACGUGGACGUGUCGCGCUGCGAGGUGGAGGACCACCGCUCCUCGACGCGCCUCGACGCCUACGCCGACUUCCUGGUGGAGGCGCGGAAGAAAAAGGCGCUCACGAAGGCGGCGGCCCUGGACCAGCUCACCGACAUCAACAUGUUUGGCACAAUCAUGGUGGCAAUGGGGGACGCGGACGGCAUGGUGUCUGGCGCCACCUGCACCACGGCCAACACCAUCCGCCCCGCGCUCCAGGUGCUGAAGACCCCCGACCGCCGCCUCAUCUCCUCCGUCUUCUUCAUGUGCCUCCCCGACCGCGUCCUGGUCUACGGCGACUGUGCGGUGAACGUGGAGCCGACCGCGGCGGAGCUGGCCCAGAUCGCCACCACCUCCGCCGACACCGCCGCGGCCUUUGGCGUGGAGCCCCGUGUGGCCAUGCUCUCCUAUUCCACACUGGGGUCGGGCGCCGGGCCGCAGGUGGACCUGGUGACGGAGGCCACCGCGCUGGCGCGCGCCGCGCGCCCCGACCUGGCCAUCGAGGGGCCCAUCCAGUACGACGCGGCGGUGGACCCGGGCGUGGCCGCCACCAAGGUCAAGGGGCGGUCCGAGGUGGCGGGGCGGGCCACUGUGUGCGUGUUCCCGGACCUCAACACGGGGAACAACACGUACAAGGCGGUGCAGCAGUCCACGGGGGCCAUCGCCAUCGGGCCACUCAUGCAGGGCCUGGCCAGGCCCGUGAAUGACCUCAGCCGCGGGUGCACCGUGGCAGACAUCGUCAACACCGUGGCCUGCACCGCGGUGCAGGCGGCAGGGCUCAAGGCGGCCGCCCAGCAGGCGACCUCCGCCGCUGCAGCGGCGUGA